GCGGAUAAACCGUAAGUGGGCGGGAAAAGGCAACAAGAGAGGUUGGAAGGGCUUGUUGGCGUUGGCUGCAGAGACGCAGCGCGAGGGAAGUCCGGCUGGCGGGGAGCGGGGAGCAGCUGUGGGCGUGUGCAGGCUGGGUGAGGCAGUGCCGGGCGGGCGAUGGCAAUUUCCAAAGUCGUGUCGUGUCGAGAUUUAGCACGGCCGUUAAGCCUCCCCACACGAUCGCUCGUCCGCGUGUCGGCCUCCCUCUCCAGCCAAUUUCAUCUUGUCGCCCUCCCCCUGAUUGUCUUGGGUGUGUCUUGUCUUGGUCUUGGGCGACCGACGAGUCCUCCCGUAGAGCCUUUCAAACUCAGCCCCGUUUGUGUCAGGAGGGGGCCACGCACUCUCGUUACUUUCCCUCACACCCCAUUACAUCUCCUACCACCACGCACCCACCCACUGCAGCCUCUCUUUUCCUCCCCCCCCUCCCCGAAUCCUGUUUUCCUGCCUUUUCCCUUCUUCGCCGCGCGCAGAUUCGUCCGUCGCGCUAGCCCGCUGGUUGACUGCCGCCUCCUUCCUUGCCGGUUUUGGCCAAGUCGUUGCAACCAGCGCGUCGCAUUCCAUCACAUCACUGCUCACCCAGCCACCGCUCGUUCGCUCUCCAUUCCACCACCUUUCGAUUCACGACUUGGCACGCCUGCUCUGAGUGUACUCGCCCGAGUACCUACCUAGCAGGAGGCGCCUUCGCCUCCUUCCACCCCCCUCCUUCUCCCACCAACCACCUUUAAUCGACGACACCUUUUUUAACACAAUGCUA
Messenger RNA from Aplosporella prunicola CBS 121167, 796 nucleotides. RefSeq lists its product as uncharacterized. NCBI's taxonomy places the organism in Eukaryota, Fungi, Ascomycota, Dothideomycetes, Botryosphaeriales, Aplosporellaceae. The record is from RefSeq and is a predicted model, not a curated record. The transcript has a single exon. Bases 160 to 711 code for a protein of 183 amino acids.